AUGGAACAGGUCGACGUGGCCAUUAUCGGUGCCGGAUGGCACGGGAUUGCUGCUGCAAAGACUUAUCAUGCUGCCUAUCCAUCCCAGAAAAUGGUGAUCCUAGAUGGUGCAUCCUCGGUCGGAGGCGUCUGGGCCAAGGAGCGAAUAUACCAUGGACUGAAAACCAACAAUCUAUUGGGAUCCUAUGAGUUCAGCGACUUUCCAAUGUCCGAGGAAUAUUUUGCGGUUCGACAGGGUCAGCAUAUCCCAGGAGACGUGGUGUGUGCAUACUUUGAGGCUUCUGUCAAGAAGUUUGGGCUUGGGGAUAAGCUCCGCUUGAACUGCCGGGUCGAGAGCGCUGAAUAUGCGUCCGACCGCAGGUGGACACUUAGUAUUAUCGAGGGCUCUCCAAAGGCACGGGAAAAUAUUCUCAAGACCUCUAAACUGAUUGUUGCAGCUGGCCUGACGUCUCGGCCGUUUAUGCCGCAGUUUGCCGGGGUGGAUGAUUUCAGAUCAGACUCACAUUUGUUACAUUUUCAUGAUUUUGCAUCGCAUGAAGCCGAUAUACUCGAGUACAAAACACGGGUUACUGUGCUUGGAGGUUCCAAAUCGGCCUGGGACGUUGUUUAUUCGUGUGCAACGCGGGGACUCGCUGUAGACUGGGUAAUCCGUGAAUCCGGCUACGGGCCGACGUGGAUGGCGCCAGCAUAUGUUGGGUGGCCCUUCAAGAGGAUGCUGGAAAGCUUCCCAGUGACCCGGUUCUGUUCACUAUUCAGCCCAUGCGCCUGGAACCAGGAGGCUGGUACAUUCUACACAUGGCUUCAAUCUUCAUGGCUUGGUCGUAAGAUAAUGGAUGCGUUCUGGGACAUGAUGCAACUCAGUCUCGAAAGGACCAACAGAUAUCGUGAGCAUUUGGAGACGCAAAAGCUGAGGCCGUCAGUGUCACCGUUUUGGGUGGCGACUUCUUUGGGCAUUCUCAAUUAUUCCACCGAUUUCUUUGACCUGGUUCGGGAGGGCAAGGUCAGAGUGCACAUCGCAGAUAUCGAUAGGUUGUCCAGGAAACGAGUUCACCUCUCAAACCAGGAGGAGCUGGAUGCAGACAUAUUGAUUUGCUGCACGGGAUGGGAAGAGAAGUCGGGAAUCAGGUUUCUGCCUGAGGAUAUCUCCACCAAACUUGGUUUUCCAGGAAACCCAGACGUCAUACCAAAGCACCUCCGUGAGGAGGUCAAUCAGCUCAUAAACCACCAAUUUCCGAAGCUUCGAGAGCACCCACCCUCAAAGCGAGGACAUGCCCCAGACCGGAACCCCCUCCGUCUAGCACGGUUCAUGGUUCCACCGGCUAUGUUCCCUGACAGAUCCAUCGUGUUUCUUGGGUAUGCAAUGACGCUCAACACCACGCUUCUAGCGGAAGUACAGGCUCUUUGGGCAGCGGCCUUUCUCAAUAACGAGUUUCCAGCCUCAAGUCCGCUUACGACGAUGACUAUCGCAGACUGGAUGUUGGAGACGACGAAGCAUACAGAGUUCGGCAGAUGGCGGUCUCCUCGAGCAACUGGGGGCCACCGCUAUCCGAACUUUGUCUUUGAUAUUCUACCCUACCUUGAUCUACUUUUGAGGGACCUCGGGAUCUCAACGCGCCGAAAAGCAGGUUUCUGGGCUCAUUGGAUGCAGCCUCAUGGGAUGAAUGAUUAUUGUGGCUUAUUUACGGAGUGGAGGACGGCAAUGCGGAAUACACUGGAAAAGCAGCAGACGACAUGA
Molecule: messenger RNA, 1734 nt
Organism: Penicillium odoratum
Lineage: Eukaryota; Fungi; Ascomycota; Eurotiomycetes; Eurotiales; Aspergillaceae
Product: FAD/NAD(P)-binding domain-containing protein
Exons: 2
Coding region: 1-1734 (577 amino acids)
Source: RefSeq, a predicted model, not a curated record